AAGCAAAUAUCUUGCUCUUUGCGUAUUCAAAUAUCUACGAGCGCGACGCGCCGUGACGCCUGCGCUCGCGCAUUUGAAUUAAAUAUUGUUCACGUGGUAGUUCAGUGCAAGUGAUUACGUAUACUCUGUGAAACUUGUUAGGACGACUUGAUUUGAUCAGUGUCAUUUUGCUGAUGAAACCAGUACGUUGUAUAAAAUACGAAUGUAUAGUUCGUUUUCCUAUGGUGUGAAUUAAUUGUAGGAUUAGUGAUAGAACUAAACUAAUCAUAGUGAAAGUGAAAUAAAUAUUGAACCUGUAUUCAGUUUAUUACUAUGGCUGAUAAUACACAGGAAAUCCUAAAAGAGGCAGCGGCAGCGGCCGCUGUCGGUGGAUCGCUCUUUAGUACAUUCGAUAUAAUUAUGCUAGUUAUCUUAUUCGGUGCUGCAGUGUGGUGGCUUUAUAGUUCUCGCAAAGACAAUAAAAAGGAUGAUUUACUAUUAAGUAAAUAUUCUAUACAGCCAGCGGGUUCAAUUCAAGUCACAGAAAAUUCAUUCAUAAAAAAACUACAAACGUCUGGAAGAAGUCUAGUCGUAUUUUAUGGAUCGCAAACGGGCACAGCCGAGGAGUUUGCGGGAAGGCUGGCCAAAGAAGGUAUUAGAUAUAAAAUGAAAGGAAUGGUUGCGGAUCCAGAAGAAUGUAACAUGGAAGAACUUACGCAACUGAAAGACAUAACGAAGUCACUUGCUGUAUUUUGUUUGGCAACAUACGGUGAAGGUGAUCCUACAGACAAUGCUAUGGAGUUUUUUGAGUGGCUCAAAUCUGGAGAUGGUGAUUUGACCGGUUUAAAUUACGCAGUUUUUGGCCUGGGAAAUAAAACAUAUGAGCACUACAACUCUGUGGCAAUAUAUGUUGAUAAACGCCUCGAAGAGUUGGGCGCUACAAGAAUUUAUGAAUUAGGUUUAGGAGAUGAUGACGCCAAUAUUGAAGAUGACUUUAUUACUUGGAAAGAGAAGUUUUGGCCAACGGUCUGUGAGAAGUUCAACAUUGAAAGUACCGGAGAGGAAGAAUUAUCUCGACAGUUCACUUUGGUGAAACAUGCCGCUGGUGAAUUGGCACCAAAUGAAAUCUUCACUGGUGAAAUUGCCAGACUACAUUCACUACAAAACCAAAGACCACCAUUUGACUCCAAAAAUCCAUUCUUAGCACAAAUAAAAGUCAACAGGGAGCUCCACAAAGGUGGUGACAGGUCAUGUCUACAUAUUGAGUUGGAUAUUUCGGACUCCAAAAUGAAAUAUGAAGCAGGUGACCAUGUUGCUGUGUAUCCAAUUAAUGAUAGCGGUUUAGUAGAUAGGCUAGGUGAACUAUUGAAUACAGACUUAGAUGAAGUAUUCUCCCUCAUUAAUACUGACUUGGAGAGCACAAAGAAACACCCAUUCCCAUGCCCUACGUCUUAUCGUACGGCAUUGUCACACUACUUAGAAAUAACCGCAAUACCAAGGACACAUAUUCUAAGGGAAUUAGCUGAAUACUGUACUGAUGAGGAGGACAAGAAGAAGUUAUUGUUAAUGUCAACUAACUCGCAAGAGGGCAAAGCAUUGUAUCAAUCCUUUGUAGCUGAUGCGUGCAGGAAUAUUGUACAUAUACUUGAAGACAUUAAGUCAUGUAAACCACCACUGGAUCACAUUUGUGAACUGCUUCCAAGACUACAGCCAAGAUAUUACUCAAUAUCAUCAAGUCCUAAGCUUCACCCGGAGACGGUUCACGUGACUGCGGUGGUAGUGAAGUACAAGACAGCAACGGGUAGAGUGAACAAGGGAGUGACAACCACGUGGCUGGCCGACAACAAGCCCGAGCCCGGCAAGCCCCUACCUCGAGUGCCAGUGUUCAUCCGCAAGUCACAGUUCAGGUUGCCGCUGCAGCCGCAGACGCCAGUGCUGAUGGUGGGACCUGGCACUGGUCUGGCGCCGUUCCGCGGCUUCCUGCAGGAGCGAUCCGUCGCGCGCGCCGCCGGCAAGCCCGUCGGUGACACCAUCCUGUACUUUGGUUGCAGGCACCGAGACCAGGACUACAUCUACAGAGAGGAGCUAGAAGAGUAUGAAAAGAACGGAGACGUGACCCUCCACGUGGCGUUCUCGCGAGACCAGCCCGAGAAGAUAUACGUCACGCAUCUACUAGAGAACAACUUGGACCAGAUCUGGGACCUAAUCGGCAAGAGAAAUGGUCACUUCUACAUCUGCGGCGACGCGAAGAACAUGGCCGUGGACGUGCGUAACAUCGUGGUGCGCGCAAUCCGGGAGAAGGGCGGGCGCACGGAGGCCGAGGCGGCGCAGUUCAUCAAGAAACUCGAGUCCAUGAAGAAAUACUCCGCCGACGUCUGGAGCUAAACCCUGGCCGGGUGCCGCCGUACUCGGUCGACGCGAUAAGUGGCCAACUCGUUUGUUACCGACCCGAUGACUUCGUUCUCUCGUAGCAACAAAUAUGCGGCGAUAACGAGAUAUUUAGCGAGAAUCGAAAUGCAAAACAGAAGUAGGUUGUUGUUGUCCGUCGCCGACCGCCGUGCGUCAGCAUGUUUUGACGUUAAGCGUCGUCAUGAUGAUGAAGAAUAAGCGUCGUCACGAUGACGGUCGUCGUUUGAAUGUUAAUUUUUUACAAUUCUAAUAGUAACAUAUAAUUUUUAUUGUAACGACUUUUUCGACGUUACAGAUUCUAGGACAAGUGCGUAUUUAAUUAGUUAUAAUUAGCAGUUCACAAAUUAUAUAACUGGAAGUAUAUAGUAGUUAAAGAUAUCUAAUAUUUUUGUUAAGCGAAGGUCAUAUUUAUACUAUAAUGAUACAUCGGAAAUAUUUUUUAGCUUUUAUAAGUAAUAUAGAUUAUCUAAAAUAAAUUAUUAUCGAUUGUGUAAACUGAUCCAACUGACUGUGAUGUUGCGCGUGUGAACUGUGACCUAGCUGCUAAGCUGCACGCUGUAGGGAGUCUGGGAAGUGGCCGAGGGGGACUCCCCACUCCCCAGUCCCCACACCGAGUGCGAUCUAAUACCAUAAUAAAAUCAAACUAUUUAAUUUAUAUAGUUUAAAUCCGACAUUAUAUCGUUAAUAUUGAGUGGUACAACUAUGUCGUAAGUAUUAUGGUAUGGCUGAAAUAAAAUCAUACGGUUGAAAAUAUGCUACGUUUUAUAUUUUUUAUAAUUUAAAGAUUUUAUUUUUUUCGGUUGUAACUUUUAUAUAUAUUUUGUAGCAAAUGCUUAAUGUUUUAAUACUUUUAAUACUGUUGUUAGUGAAAAUAUGGAAUGGGUAUUUUUAGUUUCCGCAUAAUUUGUUAUUUAAGUAAAAUACAUUUAUUGUAUACA
Molecule: messenger RNA, 3326 nt
Organism: Aricia agestis (brown argus)
Lineage: Eukaryota; Metazoa; Arthropoda; Insecta; Lepidoptera; Lycaenidae
Gene: Cpr
Product: NADPH--cytochrome P450 reductase
Exons: 12
Coding region: 313-2364 (683 amino acids)
Biological process (GO): response to hormone
Cellular component (GO): cytosol
Molecular function (GO): FMN binding; flavin adenine dinucleotide binding; NADPH-hemoprotein reductase activity
Source: RefSeq, a predicted model, not a curated record